This is a messenger RNA of Rhopalosiphum padi (bird cherry-oat aphid), 3349 nucleotides long. Its product is annotated as LIM and SH3 domain protein Lasp. Gene Ontology annotation, cellular component: focal adhesion. The record is from RefSeq and is a predicted model, not a curated record. NCBI's taxonomy places the organism in Eukaryota, Metazoa, Arthropoda, Insecta, Hemiptera, Aphididae. The transcript is spliced from 10 exons. Gene Ontology annotation, molecular function: actin filament binding. The coding region runs from base 551 to 1531 and encodes 326 amino acids.
UUGCUAUUUGAUCAUUUUGAUGUGUACACAAUAAUGUGUCGCCGCCGACUCCGCCGCUGUAGUCACCGCCACCACCCUCCCUUCCCCAGACGUUUGCUCGGAUGAGAUCAUCGGGCACAGCGCGUAAGAGAGAAGUGAAAGGGAAAAUCGUAUUUAUUUUAUUAAUAUUAUUAUCAUCGUUAUUCAACUAUAUCUAUAAUAAUAACAACGAUAUUGGUCCAUCGCUAUUGUACAGACGCUGUAAUAGGUAUUCCGCUCUCGAUUCAACAGUUGUAAUCGGGCGCAGAGCAAACGAAAUCAAAAAGCGGUGUUUGUCGCACAUAAAAGAAUCGAACAUUUCGUUUCGAAUUUUUCGUUUGGUGCUGUAUGCUGUACGAUUUUGAAAACGAGAAAAUUGAAUCAAUCCAGUUUUGUGGUCUUACGCCGUUACAAUAGUGGCAGUGUAUGUUCAUAUAUUCAUCUUCUAUCUACUACACCUACGAUUAUUAUAAUAUCGUCUUUAAAGUGUGCCACUGUGUUGUUGUGUCAUAAUUUUGACGACGGUUUGAAGAUGAACAAAAAGUGUGCCAGAUGCGAGAAAAUCGUUUAUCCUAUUGAAGAGCUAAAAUGUCUCGAUAAGGCUUGGCAUAAACAAUGUUUCAAAUGCCAGUCCUGUGGCAUGACAUUAAACAUGAGAAAUUACAAGGGAUUCAAUAAAGAGCCAUACUGUGAAGCUCAUAUUCCAAAAGCAAAACAUACAACUGUAGCUGAAACUCCGGAGUUAAAAAGAAUUGCUGAAAAUACAAGAUUACAAUCAAAUGCCCAAUAUCAUGCUGAGUUUGAAAAGACUAAAGGAAAACUAACACAAGUUGCAGAUGACCCAGAAACAUUGAGAAUAAAAGCUAAUUCAAAAAACAUAAGUAAUGCCGAGUAUCAUGGAGAUUUUCUGAAAAAAGCGGAGAUGGAACAGCGUAGACAUUUAUCAAAUGGGAAUAAUGCAGCAAAUAAUAAUGAAUCAUUAAAAAAAAAUGUUAUUGCGAACAAAACAAUUCAAGAUAUUGAUCAUAGUAAUACUAUUAAACAAAAUAAAGUACAGCAGAGUUAUAAUAGUGGAAACACUAGAUAUGCGCCUCAGAAAGUUGAAAAUACACAGCACCAUACUAGAGUAGAAGACUCUUCAACUAAAAUUCCUGCAUGUUUAAAUCGUCAAUCUUCUACUUUAAUUUAUUCAUCUGAUAGUGGAGAUUUAAUUAACAAUGCAUACAACAAUCACAUUGGUUCAAUAGCUGACUAUGAUCCUAUUAAAAAACAACCAUCAUAUGGUGGUGUUAAGUAUACUAAUAAUUCUGAAAGUCAAAACUAUAACCUCGGGAGAGUUUACCGAGCUAUGUAUGAUUAUGAAGCUCAAGAUUUGGAUGAAGUUUCAUUUACUGAUGGAGAUUUAAUUGUCAAUUGUGCCGCUAUAGAUGAUGGUUGGAUGACAGGUGUUGUACAAAGAACCGGUGAAUCUGGUAUGCUACCAGCUAACUAUGUUCAACCCGCAGCUAUUUAAUUCUGAUUAAUAAUUUUGUUACAUAUUAUUUGUUAAUGUUUAUAAUAUGGUGAAAAUGUAAUAAUUUUAUAGUAAUUUGUUUCUACUAAUUCCCAAAACUAAUUUAUAUGUAUUACUACAGCUAAAGAAAUUAAGAGCAACUAAUUUAUGUGAUAUCAAACUUGUUAAACUAAAACUAAUUUAAGAUCACUUAUCAUAAAUAAAUUUAAAAAAAUAUUCCUAAAUUAAAAAAAAAAAUACUAUUAAGUGAAAGAAACAUUCCAGUAUUGUAACUAGUAUUGACAUAUUUUUAUUGUAUAACUUAAAAGUAAACUUUUAUAUGAUUUGCACCAGCAAAGUAAUUAACAUGAGAUUAAAAUUUAUUGUUUUAAAUUUAUAAAUAAAUAUGUGCUUAUUCUAUUUUUGUAUAAAAAUUAAUUUAUUUUUAGACUUAAUAAAAGCAGUGUUAUUUUAAUAUUGUUAUGAAAAAUUCAAAAAUAUAUAAGACAUACUCUUAAUAAAUUAACUAUCUAUCUAGUAAUUUAUAUAAAUGAAAACUUAUUUUAGUUUUACAUAAAACAUGUCUUCAAUUUGUAUUACAUGCUGACUAUGAAAAAUAAAUAUUUAUAUUAUAAUUAAAUCUUAUUUUGAAACAUUUCCCUAUUUAGUAUAUUAUUUAUUUUUGGGUAGAUGCAUACUAUUUCUGUUAUUCCCGUGUUUUUUUUUAUAUAGUAUUAUUAUUAUUAUUAUUAUGAUUAAUAUUAAUUAAUUCUUCGUAAUUGUUAAUUUUUUUAUUGUUAUAAAUUGAUUACGAUUUCGCAUAGUAUUUUUUCAUUUAUUGAACAUUAUGUUUUUUAAUUAAACGCUUAUCGUCAUAAGAGCUAUAAACAAUUAUACUAUACAACAUAUUUAGAUAUGAACUAUGUCUUUUUAAAUAUUUAUAUAUAUAAUUGAACGUAGAUAAGACAUUUUUUUACAAAAUAAAAAUUUUUUAUCCGUAUUACAAAUUAAGAAUUUUUAUAGUUAUUAAAUGUUGAUGUAAUCCAUACAGAAUUUUAAACUUGUAUAAGUUAAAUAAUAUCAUUACUCGCUGUAUGAAACUGAGGUUAGUGAUAGUAAGUAGAGUUGAAAAUUUAAAAGCAUUCACAUUAAAAUAAAGAGUUAUCGAUAUUUAUGCAUGAUUUCCAUUGAAAAUUUAUAAAUCGAAAUGCUUUAAAUUAAUAUUUAAUACUUGGUGUGAAACUACCAACAUAAUAUUAAGCCAAGGAUAAUACAUUAUAAUGAAAAUCGUUUUGAUAAAAUGAUCAUCUAUUCACCAUUGAGUUAAUUUCUAUUCAAGAUUAAGAAUUAGGAUUUAUGAUUUUAUUAUAUAUUUAUACCAAUAGAUAAAAAUACACUAACAGCAAAAAAAAAAUUAAACUAAGUUAUGUAAAUAUUAAAUAUCUAUAAUAAUGAAUAUUAUUUUUUUAAUGACUUAUUAAAGAUAUUUUAUAGAUUAUGUGUCAAGUUGUCAUGAAUAGAAUAUUGUUUUUCAACAUACUAAUGUUAUUCUAAUAUCUACAGCCUUGGUUUCAGUUGUAUUUAAUGUUGAUAAAUAUCUAUUUAAUUACUAAUUACCAAAAGUAUAUUAUAUUGUUGUGAUUAUUAUUUUUUGUUAAAUCAGAUAUAUCUAGUUGGUAGUUGGGCGAAGGAUGUGUUUUUCAUUUGACAAAAUAUUAGCUAUAAAAGCAUAUUGAUAACAAUUUUAUUUUAUUAAUUAAAUAAUAAAUACAUUUUGAAAAAUAUAUAAGAUUUAACUUAGUUUAAUUUUUUUGAAUAAAAUAUCUGUGACAAAUGUCA